UUUUUUUUCUUACACCGUGUGAAUGUUAAUGUAUGUGCAGCAACUCUCUUCCUCAAUCUUACGAAAGCAGUUCAUUUCCGAGGGAGUUGAGGUUACCUGUGCAGGCGCGAAUUCAUAACAACUGAACGCAGGUUGACAAAUUUCUGAUUUGGGGAAAACGCGGUGGUUUGCAGGCACCUUACCUUGGGGAAAAGUUAUCGGCUGAUGGAAAGCGUUUGUGUUUAGAAAGCAAGAUGAAACAAGCAAAAAGUACAUUUGAACUGAUUGACUUGAGCUUUCUGUCUGCUGAGGAAGAGGCAGCCAUCCGUCACGUGCUUCUUAGAGAUGAAGAUUUAAGACGACUGGAGAGUGGACGUGUCAGAAAACUGAGGCAGUCGGUCCCUGACCUUCACCAGCUAAGGACUUUGACAGGUGAGUGGUUUGAGGAGCUCAAGGUCAGGCGAUAUGGGGAGCAGACGGAUGUCACAGCAGUGGUGCGGUCCUCCAUGAGAUGGAAGAAAACAGCAGCUCAUAAACCCAACCCGUUCCAGAAGGAUACAGUAGACAAGAAAAAAGAGCAUGAAAAGGAGGAUCACAGCACAACUUCAAAUCCAUCAGCUGACCCUAGAUUAAUUCAUCCAGCCCUUAGUAAAGAGAAAUAUAAUAAAUUUAGUGAUGAGGACUUGGAUGUUGAGGCUUCGUCUUUUCCAAGAGUGGCUGCAAGGAAAGAAAAACUAAAAGCAGAAGUCAAUGGCAAUCAUGUCCUCAGUGGCACUGACCCACAACGCAGUUCAUCAGAAACACAACCCAAAGAGCUCUUUGGUGACCAAAUAACAACUGUUUUUCCCUUCUUAAGUGCAGCUCAAGACACUAAACCUGAAAGAGGCACCCCAAAACAUGCACCAAAUCCAGAGCCGAGGCGAAAAGUUUCACUCCCUCCAGCAUUACGGAAAGACCAAUCGUUUGAAGAAAACUGGGUCAAGAUCUCUCUCGAACCAAACGCAGUGAAACCAGUGCAUGAUGAAAGCAAUAGUGUUGGGCCUCAACAAAAAGAGGUAAAAUCACAUUUUGAGACUACAGAGACCUUAAAGAAGCAGGACACACCAAGUCCAAACACAGAGCCUCCGUCUUUAACUUUCACGGAUCAAACAUCAUUGCAAACUGUAUCUCACACUGAGCCUGAAGAGUUUAACCAAGAUGUUUUCUUAGAAAUAUGUUCGUCGACUGAGUUUCACAAUCAACCACAGACUUCCUUAGUUUUUACCAGUGGUGGACCAAAAUUAACUAAUGACUCAGAUGACGAGUCUACUAAUGCUUUCCAAGGUAGAGAUCAGCAGCGUUCAGUUGAAUGUACGUUAAGAGAGUCUGAAAGCGAUAAACUGAGUCCCUCAGACUCUGCUAAUGAGCACGAUAAGAGAACGACGGUCUCCGGAGAUGAUCUUAAUGAUGAGGCAAGUUCAGACAGGAAGGGAGGUGAGGGAAAAAAUGUAAGCACUGGUUUACUUGCAGAGACAGAUACAGAUCAAGCAGAGAGUGUAGCUGGUGUGGAACAAAUCAAUUCCUCUGCUGAAAAAGCAUCCAGAAGUCAGUCAUUAAAAUGGGGGAUUGAAAUGGAUUCUUAUGAAUUUUCCUCUGAUACUCUGCAGGGGAAAGCUGCCCAAAGUGAUUCUGAUGAUGUCCAACCAGUCGAAAUGGAAAAGAAAACACCUAAUAAAAAUGAGCAGUCAAGUGUCAGUGACAAUACUGUGCAAAGAUAUCUUGAUGCCUAUGAAGAUAAAGAAAAAAAGUCAUCAAAUGAUUGGAAUUUACCAGAAGACGCUACCAAAACAAGUCAAGUUUUAGCAGAAUUAAGCCAAGACUAUCUGUCAAUGACAGAUGAUGGGAAAUUAGUGCAUGUUGGAAAUACUGGAGUGCAAGUUAACACUAACAUUAUCAACAAAACUGCUGCUGAAUCAAUUCAACCAGCUAAACCUACAAGUGAAGAUGUUCCUGGACUAGGUCAAGGUUCUUCAGAGAUGAAAGAUGAGAAGGACAGUGAAACCGAGCAGAAGACGAAGCCAGACAUUCUACUAAGUGCUCUGGGAAGAGCUCAAAAGGCAAGACCACCCGUCUUGCCGAACAUCACCGUUCAGGAAACUAGAGAUAAUACAGUUCCUACAAUAGUCAUUAUGCCAUCUGAAUCUCCAGGUCCAACAGAAAUUAAAGGACAAAAACAUGGAGUAUCAGAUAUAGAGGCUUUACUUAAGGGAUCCACAUCUAAAACCCCUUCCUACACUGCAGACACUUGGGAGGAUGAAGGAGUUGAUUCAGAUGAUGAUGAUACUUCGCUAUCCAGCUAUGGGUCGGAUCUUUCCAGCAGAAAAGGCUAUUCGGCUAGUGCGCUGUCUCUUACUGAUCGCACUGGUAGUUCGCUGAGUGUGUACAGCGACGCAGGGGAUUUUGGGAAUGUUGAGGUCCAGGGCUCUGUGGAGUUCGCGGUGAUGUACAGCCCUGUCGGAGAGCUCAUCAUCAUGAUUGAGCAGUGCCAGGAUCUGGCUAUUGCUAAUCCACGUAAACAACGAACUGACCCUUAUGUGAAGACCUAUCUUUAUCCAGACAAGUCACGUCGCAGCAAAAGGAAAACGUCCAUUAAGAAACGGACCGUGAAUCCAGUUUACGUUGAAUCCCUCAGGUACAAAGUGAAACAUGAAGAGCUGCCGGAUAAAAUUCUGAACCUGUCCGUGUGGCACAAUGACUCCAGGGGCCGAAAUGUGUUCCUGGGGCAGGUUGAAAUCAGUUUCAAGACCUGGGACUGGGGACAUGAGGCCCUCACCUGGUACAACCUACAGCCAAAGACUUCAGAAAAUCAAGAAUCGCAAGAGUCUAAUGGAUUGUUUUCAGUUUCACUGAAAUAUGUUCCUCCAGAGUCUGGUGGGUCGAAGAACAGCACCGGGGAGAUUCAUGUCUGGCUGCGAGAGGCUAAAGAAUUACGUCGCCUGAAGCCACAGGGAGUCGAUUCUUUUGUUAAGUGCUACAUUUUACCAGAUACCAGAAAGAAAAGCCGCCAGAAGACUCGUAUUGUAAAAAAGACCCAGGACCCUGUGUAUAACCAUGCCAUGGUGUAUGACGGGUUCAAAACUGGUGAGGUCAGCGAGGCCUGCUGCGAAUUGACUGUUUGGGAUCACAACACGCUCACCAAUCAAUUUCUGGGCGGUCUGCGCCUCAGUCUUGGAACAGGACAGAGCUAUGGCAAGAAAGUUGAUUGGAUGGAUUCGAUGGAAGAGGAGAUUCAAAUAUGGAAAAGAAUGUUGGCCAAUCCAAACAGCUGGGUUGAGGGAGAGCUUCCCCUGAGGUCCUCCAUGACCCCGAGGAAAUGAACCUUGUGAAGUUGUGGUCUUGAAUGUUUAGUUGCGAAAGAAAAACAACUGUUGGUUCCCAAAACAAACUGUUUUUAAAUCAGUUUCUUCAUUUCAACCCUUCUCUCAACCAAAAAAAAACAAAACAUUUUCUGCAACAUAAAAAGAGUGUACCAAAUAAUUACAUAAUGCUUAAUCAUAUCAAAUAAUUUAGUCAUACAUAAAUUGAUGUAUGUAUUUUAAGAGAUGUGAUUGUUGUGAUUAAUUCCAAAAUAAAAAAGUGAAAGAGAA
Labeo rohita (rohu) is the source of this 3605-nucleotide messenger RNA. RefSeq names its product synaptotagmin-like protein 1. Gene Ontology annotation, biological process: intracellular protein transport; exocytosis. Gene Ontology annotation, molecular function: neurexin family protein binding; small GTPase binding. Lineage: Eukaryota; Metazoa; Chordata; Actinopteri; Cypriniformes; Cyprinidae. Bases 234 to 3335 code for a protein of 1033 amino acids. The transcript is spliced from 15 exons. Gene Ontology annotation, cellular component: exocytic vesicle; plasma membrane. The record is from RefSeq and is a predicted model, not a curated record.